Molecule: messenger RNA, 1298 nt
Organism: Drosophila innubila
Lineage: Eukaryota; Metazoa; Arthropoda; Insecta; Diptera; Drosophilidae
Product: spaetzle-processing enzyme-like
Exons: 3
Coding region: 69-1277 (402 amino acids)
Biological process (GO): proteolysis
Molecular function (GO): serine-type endopeptidase activity
Source: RefSeq, a predicted model, not a curated record
AGUUUAGUCUCAACGUGAAGCUCACGGCGAUCAAAUCACGCAAUCUCUCAGACAUUCUAUCUGCUGCUAUGAUGGCGGUACUGAUGCUGCAGCUGUUAUGGAUUGCCUCAAUGGGAGCUAUUGGCAUUGCUGCCGCUGCGCAAUUUAGCUAUGGCAAUUGCGAGACAAAGGUUAACAAGGAGCGAGGCCUGUGCAUUCACAUAAGGGACUGUCCAUUUCUCGACGAGAUUCUCAAUAUUACAAAGACAACGCCCGAACAGCGACAACUGCUCUCCGACAGUCAGUGCGGCCUGGACAACACACGUCAGAGCGGUCUGGUGCAGCGUAUUCUAGUCUGCUGCCCUGAUGGCAAACGUGUCUCUCCAGGCACGGACAAGGCAACCGGCGCUGUUGUUGAAAAUCGGAGUGAGGACGACCCCGAACCGGGCAAUGUUUUGCCCAGCAUUGGAAAAUGUGGUAUAAUGUUCGCCAAUCGCAUUAUCGGAGGCACAAAGACGCAGCUCUUUGAAUUUCCCUGGAUGGCACUGCUAAAGUAUAAGAAACCCAGCAAUGAUUUCGGAUUCAAUUGCGGUGGAGCAUUGAUCAACUCCCGAUAUGUCCUGACCGCUGGCCAUUGCUUGGCCAGCAGCAAAUUGGAAAAAUCCGGAUGGGAGUUGCACAGUGUUCGUCUGGGAGAGUGGGACACGAGCACAGCUCCAGAUUGUGUUACCGAACUGAGCAAGAAGCAAACCUGUGCCCCCAUGCACAUAGAUAUUGAGGUUGAAAAGCGGAUAGUGCAUGAAUUGUACGUGGCCAACUCCAUCGAUCAGAUGCACGACAUUGCGCUGCUCCGGCUCAAGGAGUUGGUCAGUUUCACGGAAUACGUAAAGCCAAUUUGUUUGCCAGUUGGCGACGCCGUUCGCAACAACAAUUUUGAAGACUAUGCCAUGGAUGUGGCCGGUUGGGGUGUUACAGAGGAUGGUAAUCCUAGCACUACAAAGCUAAAGAUCACCGUGGAAGUGUGGAACCAUAAAAAAUGCCAGGACAAAUAUCGCGUUUACCAAAUGCAUCUUAAUGGUUCGCAAUUAUGUGCUGGCGGUAAGAACCAGAUUGACACUUGUCAAGGUGAUUCCGGUGGCCCACUAAUGGUUCCCACUAAUGUGGGCCAGCACGAAGUCUUCUUUGUGGCCGGUGUCACUUCAUACGGACCCGUACCGUGCGGCCUGCAAGGUUGGCCAGGUGUUUACACGCGGGUUGGAAACUUUGUUGAUUGGGUAAUUAAUAAAUUGGAGGCAUAAUCUGAUUAAUAAUUUGAUAAA